AUGAAGAAGAAGCAGCACAAAGAGCAUUCGAAAAGCUCGAAGAAACACCGCAGUAAGGAAAAGAAGCGCCAUCGCAGUCGUUCGACGUCAACGAGUCGAUCCAGCACAUAUUCACCGGUUCCCCGAAAAUCUGAGAGAAGGAAGCACCGGAAGAGGAAGCGACAGAUAAUACAUCGUAAAAAGGACACGAAGAAGCACAAAAAGAAAACAAAGCAUCGCGCCGGAGACGGAGAGCCCCGCUCCCGAUCUAAACCAAAAGAGGAAACUCCAAUCCCAGAAGACAAGGGUUAUGAUACCGACGCUUCGUUCGACAAAUACGUGGAUGAUGGAAGAAUUUUGGUGAAGAAGGCUUUUGCUCUCCUCCCUUCGUCGAUCUAUGAGCCUCUCGUUCCGGUGGAGCUUAAGGGAUACGGAAAAUCUGAGAUCCUCACCCUUGCCAUGAGAGCCAUACAGGAAAUCCCGCAAUCAGACUUGGCAUCUAUGCUCAAAGCUGGAGAACAAACGGCCGGGAAAAUUUUCAACUCUACACGACCCGCAAGAACCAAUAAAGCCCCUCCACAAGCCGCCGGACGCCCUGUUGAUGAAGUCGAGCUGCCAGUCGAUCUCGAUAUGGAGCCGGGAGAACUUGCCGAU
This is a messenger RNA of Mesorhabditis spiculigera, 633 nucleotides long. The record is from the annotation of a GenBank genome assembly. Lineage: Eukaryota; Metazoa; Nematoda; Chromadorea; Rhabditida; Rhabditidae.